This is a messenger RNA of Scutellospora calospora, 690 nucleotides long. The record is from the annotation of a GenBank genome assembly. Lineage: Eukaryota; Fungi; Glomeromycota; Glomeromycetes; Diversisporales; Gigasporaceae.
AUGGAUUAUAAAAGGAAUCAUAUACCACGAGAUACUAUAGUCGUCUCACGUAAAUCAAUAUUUGACCAAUUGAAUAAUGUUGAAAUGGAUGAAAUUAAUAUUAAAGAGAAUAUAGAAAAGAGAUUAUUUGAGAGGUUACAAGAAGUUAUAACAAUAGAAGACAUUAACCAUAGAAAAGAUGAUGAUAAUCAAUAUAUGCAAGAAAAUCAGCAGGACAUAUUGUUUCGUCUAUUUGCACGUGAUCCACCGACAAAGAUUUCUCUAGAAUUUAAUGACAUUAAAGAUUAUAACAAACAAGUUGAGAUCCUUAAAGCGAAUGCUAAAAUUCAAAGGGAUGAAGUGAAGAGAUUAGAACAAAUUAUCGAUACGGCGAUAACUUCGUCGGAAGUGAUUAUGCAAUCGAAAAUUCCAUGGGAGCGUAAUUUUGUACAACAUAAAGUGUUACAUGUGCCAUCUGAAGAUCCAAAAAAGUCAUCUAUAAAAAGAACGAACAGGUUAAAUAUUGCAAGGAAAAAUAAAACACAUGGCGGAAUUUGCCCGGGUUGGCCGAGAGGUGGUAAAGGUUAUGCUUAUGGAUGGAGAGUUAAUAGUAAAUUUAAAAUUAAAAUUAAAAGCCGUGAUCUUAAAGUUCGUAAACGGGAAAUAUAUACUAAAAAAGGAAUCGGAGAAGAAUUUAGUCGAGUAUUAUAA